GGUUUAAUUACAUAUUUCUUUUUUUAUUUAGCUUGCUACCCCUCCAUCCCACCAUCCACGACCCCACUAAGAUCGCAUCUCUAUUUUUGACUUCUACACAUCUAGGCAAGCCGCAAUAUAUGAAUCAUAUCCAAAGUAAACGGCCAUGGUGUAAUUUACUAGUUCAUUAUACAUAAUCCAAAGGCGCAUUGGGUACCUAUCUAGAGUAUAACACUCAUUAACUGGGCUCAUACGUGACGACCCAAGAUGGACUCAGCAGAAGAGAACGGAGCUCAGCUCCCCCAGCCCCAAAUCCACCCCCUCAAGCUCUUCGACAUCGCCCGAUCCGAACAGCGCCUGCUCUACGCCUGCGCGCCCAUGGUGCGCUACAGCAAGCUCGCCUUCCGGCAGACGGUGCACCGCUUCGGCACGGACCUGUGCUGGACGCCCAUGAUCCUCGCCAAGGAGUUCAACCGCAGCGCCGUCGCGCGCGACAGCGACCUCACCGUCGAGGGGCAAAGGGGGAACGAGGUCCCGACCAUAGCCCAGUUCGGUGCCAACGACCCCGUCGAGCUCUCCCGCGCCGCCUCCCUCGCCGCCCCCUUCGUCAACGGCGUCGACCUCAACUGCGGCUGCCCCCAGAGCUGGGCCUGCGCCGAGACCCUGGGCGCCGCGCUCAUGAACCGCCGCGAGCUGGUGCGCGAUAUGGUGGUCGCGACGCGGGAGCGGUUGGCGCGCGAUGGCUGGGACGUACGCUUAGAUAGUAGUUUCACCCGCGACCACAAUAACGACAACGGUGGUGGUGGUGAUGAUGAUGAUAGUGGUGAUAGGCGCAAGGUGGGGCGCAGCGUCAGCGUCAAAAUCCGCGUGCACAAGGACCUGCGGCAGACGGUCGACUUCAUCACGGCCGUCCUGGGCGACGAGCACCGCCGCAACAUCGACUGGCUGACGAUCCACCCGCGCACGCGGAACACACCCAGCAGCGUCCCCAUCAAUGUCGAGGCCCUCGAGCUGCUCACGUCUAUGUUCGGCAAGAAGCUGCCCGUCCUUGUGUCGGGGGAUGUGUUCACCUUGUCCACGCUGCCGUAUACCUCGCACCUCUUGGAUCCUCAGCCUACAUUCACCACCACCACCGAUUCCAACUCCAACCCUAACUCCAACCUUACCAACGGCUCUCCAGCCAAGCAGCCCAAGAUCAACAUCCCCAACCUCUCAGGCCUCAUGUCGGCGCGCGCGCUCCUCGCAAACCCGGCGCUCUUCGCCGGGCACGACUCCUGCCCCUGGGAGGCCGUCGACGUGUUUAUGAACAACGUGGCGCGCGCUCCCCUGCCCCUAAAGCUAGCGGUCCACCACCUGAACGAGAUGUGCGGGCCCGGCUUCGGCCCCGACCGCAACGCCGCCCUGCUGACGAAGAAGGAGCGCAUACGCCUCAACGAGAUUGGGAAUUGGAUCGACGUCGUCGAUUACAUGGAUGAGAUCAGGAGGAAUCGGGUGGGAGGUGGAAGUGGUGUUGUGCGGUUUGCUUGAGAGGAAAAGAAAAAGGAAAAAAAAAAGGAAAAGAAUAUUGAAAUAUUGGGAUGGACGGUAUAUAUAAGAUAGGUAACGGGAUAGAUGCGUGUGUACAUUUUCCGGGAAGACAUACAUAGGAGGUAGG
Molecule: messenger RNA, 1633 nt
Organism: Daldinia caldariorum
Lineage: Eukaryota; Fungi; Ascomycota; Sordariomycetes; Xylariales; Hypoxylaceae
Product: FMN-linked oxidoreductase
Exons: 3
Coding region: 247-1506 (419 amino acids)
Biological process (GO): tRNA processing
Molecular function (GO): flavin adenine dinucleotide binding; tRNA dihydrouridine synthase activity
Source: RefSeq, a predicted model, not a curated record